CAACCACUAUGUAUAAGUUUAACCACGUACAUGUACUUGUUGACCACCUGAUAAUCUAAAUGCUAUCAUUCAAUCCGUUUUUGUCCCCAUUAUCCGAUUAACAUACCCGCCACGACUGCCUCGGUGCCUUGCACACCAUAUCCACCUCUUUUUGAAGUUUAAUUUCCUUUCUCUCUCAUAUUUAAAUGUUACCGAAUGAUAACAUACUUCCACCUAGUGGUAUAAAAAAGAAAAAUGUUGAGAAGGUUAUACAAAGGGGGGGGGGAAAAAAAAAAAUUAUAACACUGAAACUGAGAAUAUAUGGAAACUUAUAAAACAGAAAUUAAUAAAGAAUGGGCAAUGACAUCUCCCAUGCAAUCAUACAACCCAAUCCUCAAAAAAGCACUUCCAAAGUACCGACCCAAAGGGAUAUUUUUUUUCCAAUAAUCACGUUUAAUGUCCUUCAUUUAUAUGAAUCAUAAAUUGAUUCCCACACGCCACAAAUGCUUCAAAUUUCGACUGUGGUUUAAUCUCCCUUCCCUCUUUGCUUGAAGUUUGGCACAGAAUAGGAAAACCUACGCGACAAGUGGUUUAAUCCGUGUGGAGCAUAAUAGUAAUUGAGUUAUCACCUUUUUUAUUUUUAUUUUAAUAUUUUUUUUCUCUCAAAUUUAGAUAUUAAAGUUCCAGUCUUGGAGAUGUCAGACAAAAGAAGAAAGUUUCAUCCUUGGAAUUCCUAAAAAAGUUCCUGCACCGGUUCGUUAUUUCCGUUGCAGAGAGACGACUGGAAGACUAGUACGAGACUAUGAGUUAGGUAAAAGACUAUGCUCUCCGUCCCAGAACAGACACAGAGUCUGAACCAACAAGAACAUGCUCUCUGUCCCAGAAGUUCGGUCCAAGACUAUGCACUCCGUCUCAGAACAAACACAGAGUCUGAACCAACAAGAACACGUCUUGGCAAAACUUGCAAAAUGCAAUCAUCUCAACCAUCUGAAGCAACUCCAAGCCUUUCUUGUCACCCUCGGCCACUCCCAAACUCAGUUCUAUGCCUUCAAGCUUGUCCGAUUCAGUGUUCUCACUCUCGCCAACCUCUCGUACGCUCGCUUCAUAUUCGACCGUCUCUGUUCCCCCAAUAUCUACCUCUUUGCCGCAAUGAUUUCUGCUUACGCUUCCCACUCCGACCCCCGAUCCGCCUUUACAUUGUACCGCAAUAUGCUUCGUCGGGGACACCCUGGACCCAACCAGUUUAUCUAUCCCCAUGUCUUGAAAUCUUGUUAUGAGGUAUUAGAGUCCCGUGGCACGAACUUGGUGCAUACCCAGAUAGUGAAAACGGGGUUUGGGGGACACCCAGUUGUGCAAACCGCUCUUGUUGAUUUAUACUCCAAGUCUCGUCACGAUAUUCACAUAGCGAGAAAAAUGUUUGAUGAAAUGUCUGAGAAAAAUGUCAUUUCUUGGACGGCUAUGAUUUCUGGAUAUACUAGACAUGGGGAUAUUGAGAGUGCCAUGUCUCUAUUCGAGAAUAUGCCAGAAAGAGAUGUUCCGUCUUGGAAUUCUGUAAUUGCAGGUUGCACACAGAAUGGUUUGUUCUCAGAGGCAAUUUCACUAUUUAAAAGAAUGAUCUUUCUCGCGCAGGAAGGGCAGAGUCGGGAUAUUAGGCCGAAUCAUAUUUCGGUUGUGUGCGCUCUCUCAGCUUGUGGACAUAGUGGCAUGCUCCAGCUUGGGAAAUGGAUCCAUGGUUAUGUUUACAGAAAUGGACUUGGUCCAGAUUCAUUUAUUUUAAAUGCACUGGUAGAUAUGUAUGGGAAAUGUGGCAACUUGAAAGAGGCUAAAAGGCUUUUUGACAUGACUUCACAAAAAGGCUUAACUUCUUGGAAUUCCAUGAUCAACUGUUAUGCUCUCCAUGGCCAAAGCAAGAACGCAAUUGAUGUAUUUGAGGAGAUGAUACACUGCAAUAAUGAGAUAAGACCAGAUGAGGUUGCUUUUGUCGGCUUAUUGAAUGCAUGUACUCAUGGAGGCUUGGUUGAAAAGGGAAUUGCAUUUUUUGAUACGAUGGCCAAGGAUUAUGGUAUUCAGCCUCAGAUUGAACACUACGGUUGCUUGGUUGACCUUCUUGGUCGAGCAGGUCAAUUUGAUGAAGCUAUGAAUGUUGUGGGGGGAAUGAGAAUUGAAGCCGACGAGGUUAUAUGGGGUUCUUUGCUCAAUGGAUGUAAAAUUUAUGGACGUACAGAUCUGGCAGAAUUUGCAGUAAAAAAAUUAAUAGAAAUUGAUCCAAUCAAUGGUGGUUCUGAUAGUUUGUUGGCCAAUAUAUAUGGGGAGAUGGGGAAGUGGGACGAAGUUCGGAAAGCAAGGAAGAUGUUGAAGGAUCGGAAUGCUUAUAAAACUCCAGGUUGUAGUUGGAUUGAGGUCAAUGAACAAGCUUAUCAGUUCUAUUCUGCUGAUAAAACACAUCCCAGAACAGAAGAGAUAUUAAAAAUCUUGGAAAGCCUUGUUGGUUUUGUCAGUUCCACUUCAGGCUAGAAAUCCUAAUUCUCCAACUCCACUUGCACACUUGCAGCUAUUUAUCCACCUUGAAGUGAAAUGUCCAUUUCAUUUUUGUGAUUUGAUGGUCUAAGACUAUUGGUAUUUCAAGUCUUAAUUGAUUUUUGGGGAGAAUGAAGUUUUUUAUAAAGAAAAAAAAAAAAAAAGGCUUUUUUCUUUUUC
Messenger RNA from Ziziphus jujuba (common jujube), 2676 nucleotides. RefSeq names its product pentatricopeptide repeat-containing protein At1g33350. The transcript has a single exon. Bases 847 to 2493 code for a protein of 548 amino acids. Gene Ontology annotation, molecular function: RNA binding; protein binding. Gene Ontology annotation, biological process: RNA modification. Lineage: Eukaryota; Viridiplantae; Streptophyta; Magnoliopsida; Rosales; Rhamnaceae. The record is from RefSeq and is a predicted model, not a curated record.